GCGAAUGCCAAUGAAGCUUACGUUGGAGAAGAAGAAAUUGUCAUUAGCUGCACACCAUGUUCGCAUACAAUGGUUUCUGUACCAAGCAUAUCCGGGAACACCGCCCAACAAAUUCAAGCCCCAUCUAGUCCAAGUAAUGCCGAGUACGUCUCUGCGGUGGCACAGCCGAACGAACUCAGCUCAACAGUGUCCGGACCACGUGAAGAGAGUAGAUCAGGAGGUCGCGACGUUCGAAGACCGCCCGUUCGCUCAUUGUGUGGCAAGGUGUAAGUUUUUUCUUUUCAGGAAUUCGGCUGCUAACCUGAGCUUGCAAGAACCUUACUUUUUUGUUAACUUCUGAUA
This is a messenger RNA of Cylicostephanus goldi, 342 nucleotides long. Lineage: Eukaryota; Metazoa; Nematoda; Chromadorea; Rhabditida; Strongylidae. The record is from the annotation of a GenBank genome assembly.